This is a messenger RNA of Laccaria bicolor S238N-H82, 2976 nucleotides long. RefSeq lists its product as uncharacterized. NCBI's taxonomy places the organism in Eukaryota, Fungi, Basidiomycota, Agaricomycetes, Agaricales, Hydnangiaceae. Bases 1 to 2976 code for a protein of 991 amino acids. The transcript is spliced from 7 exons. The record is from RefSeq and is a predicted model, not a curated record.
AUGAACCCUUAUUUUGUUACGACAUUUCCAACGCUUUCGUCUGGCAACCACCCACUCUUCUACGUCGCGCGAAUGGAAAACCCAACUUCUAGUGAUGAGCGACGUGCUCAGGAAGUGCUUGAGCUCACAGACGCCUCGGAAAGCACAUCCGCGAAAAACGAUGAAGGUGAAGAUGGGGACACCGACGAAGAUAUGGAAGGAACUGGAGAGGAUGACGACGAAAUGGACGAAGACGCGUCCUCGAGCCUUUCGGCGGGCGACGACCUCAUAGGCGACUUGGAGGGCGUGUUAGACGGUGAUUUCGAAUUUGCAGGGAGCUACGCGUGUGGUCAGACAUUGCCACAGGCCCCCAACCCUUGCCUCACUAUCGCCGGCAUGGGUUUAGUCGGACUACCGCUGAAAGAACGCGACGCCCGUAACAUUAUUGCGUGCUCUUCGCGAGCACCUUAUGGUCACGGAGAGAGGACAGUCGUCAAUGCGGAUGUCCGGGAUACCUGGGAGAUCGAACCCGCGAAGAUCAAAUUUGACAAUCCAGCAUGGACACAAUACGUUCGGGAUCUGUCUGUUGAUGUGGUGUGCAAGGCUCUUGGUGUAUCCCAAAAGGCACCCCGUUGUGAAUUGUACAAGCUGCUUCUAUAUGAAGUCGGGUCACAUUUUCUCCCCCACACAGAUACUGAAAAGUCAAACGGCAUGUUCGCGACGAUGAUUAUCAUCCUACCAUCUGCAUACACAGGAGGCCAAGUGCACGUCUCACAUUCCAAUCAAAAACAAACCUUCGAUUUCUCAUCCACAUCCCUUUCCUCCACAGCCGUCUUGGCAUGGUACACGGAUGUCAAACACGAAGUAAAACCCGUCACCUCCGGCUACCGUCUAGCCCUCUCCUACAACAUCAUUCACACUGACAUAGGCAUCCCUCGUCCCACUCUCCCCGAUACACACAAGUUUGUCACCGAUCUGUGUCGUAUUUUGAGGAAGUGGCGCGAAGACUUUUACGAGAACACUCCGGACGAUAACAUGGCUGCCUACCUCCUGGCGCAUCAUUACAGCUCCAAAAACCUCGCCUCUGGGAUGUCUGCUCUGAAAGGCAGUGAUACACAUAAAGUCGCACAUCUUAAACCCAUCGCAGAGGAGCAAGGAUUUUUAGUGUGCUUAGCCAAUCUGGAGUACAUGGUGUCCGGAGUGGCAGAUGCUGACUACGACAGGCAAAUGUGGAAACGCCAGAGGUUUGACAGUAAUGAGGAUGAGGACGAGGAUGAAUUUGAACCAUGCAUGGAAGAAGUUCUCGAGUCGAGUAUGACGCUCAAGAACCUUUUCGACCUUCAAGGCAACUCGUUAUGGGGGUCACAUGAGAGCCAUAUCAAUGAUGAUUCACUUGUUCCACGGGAACCUUUUGAGGAUGCGGAACCUGAUGAUAAGGCUUAUGAGGGAUACACCGGGUACCGCAGAACGGUUUUGAUCCUCGUCCACGAAAGCGAUGCAGGCCAUGCACUGUUUAACACAGGCGGGAUACACUACGCACUAGAAGCACUCCGUGGAUCAGAAGCCGAGCCCACUCCACCAACUGAAAAUAACAAACGCCUAGCGGCCCUUGUGGUCAAGUACGUUUCCAGCAGGGACAAAGGGACUUUGACUUCCAUGUUCAAUCUCGCAUUGAGGUGGAAGAAUUUAGAAUUAUGGUUUUCUGUUAUCUAUCGCUCUGGGGCGAACGCCUUACAGUCUACGUUUGUCCAGAAGCAGUUGGUCAAGGCUUGGAAGACGUUUGGUUUCAUUAAUGUUGUGCAGAAUGGACUCGGCACCCGCCUUGACUUCACUCAAGCACUUCCUGCAUACGCUGCUGUUCAUGAAAGAGAGGCCGUAUUGCAGUGGUGCCAGAAAGAAACGGAUCACGCAAUGACCACGUAUCGCUUGGCCGACGUCGAGGACAUCCCCACUCUUCUCUCUAUAAGCCAGACAAGGGGGAUAGGAUAUCUGAAGGAUGUCGUCCUAUCCAAAGUAACGAAGGGUUCAGGGUUCUUCAAGUUCUCGCUUGCUCUAGUUACCGCAAUCGACAGUAACAAGCAGUCCAUCUUCGGACAACUAUCAUCCCUUGAAGAUAUCAAUGCCUGUUUGGAUAGUUGCUUGGAGGCCGCAGCCGAGCAGUGGGGGGGCACUACACCCACCAAACCGGUCUACAACUCUCAUACAAGAACCAACACCUUUCCAUCGCACACAGGCAUUCCCCUCAUCAUCGACUUUGUGAAAGUGUGCAUCGCCACCGGCCGUAUGCAGUCCUGUAGAAUCCUCUUUCAUCGAGUCCUCAAAAGCGAGGGUGAGAUCAAGCACAAGUUCCAAACCCUCUUCAUCCCAAUGAUCAAACCACUCCGUGAACUCCUGAACAAGGAAGGCGUGGACGUCAGCUCUGGCCCCUUCCACGACCUCUUCCAUCUCCUGAUUGGGUCGUACCUCCAAGACGUAUUGGGUGCAAAACCACGCCUGAUCGCAAGGACAAAACUACGUAAAAUCGGGUGUGGCUGUGCUGAUUGUGAAAACGUUGAUACGUUUCUGUUCUCAACCCAGUCGGCAGAGUUGACCCUUCGUCUAGUGAAAGCACGAAGGCUUCAUGUGGAAAGCAGGCUUAACACCGCCUCCGACCUCCUUACAUACCAAGUCAUUCAUGGAAGCCCUUAUAGGCUUCACAUAACGAAGACGGCUGAGACUGUCGAGGCGGGGAGGUGGUCAGCGCGGCAGACGAAUGCGCGUUCGUUUUUGAAGAAGGUUGGGGAGGAUGAUGUGUUACAGAAGGUGAUGGGGACGCGGUGGGAUGACGUGAGGAAGGCCAUACAGGGAACUGAACCUUUCAAACUCGCACAAGUUGCUCCUGUGCGGAAUCCUCCUCACCCUCAGGCGGCGCCUCGGUCGAGGGGUGCUGAGCAGAUGACUGGUCAACAACCGGUUGUUUUGGGGCCUGUGAUUGACCUCACAGAUGACAACCCAUGA